CACCUAAUCAUCCCAGUAGCUUUCCUUUUCAUAGCUGGUUCGCAGAAAGAUGAGAGGGAGUGGCAAUACCGUAAUAUAUGACAAAUAACUUUUGGUAGUUAGUGUCCUAUAAAGAUUGGAGUUGGAGUGCCUGGCUCGUUGUUGCUCGCUCUUCGGAUCCAUCUCUUAUGAUUUCUUUUCUCUUCGAAUAAGAAGGAAGAACAUAAACUGCCAAGAUUUUUUUUUUGAAGGGAAAGAUGGAGGACAAGAAGGAGCAGAACAACGGGUGGAUGUCAGUGCCGGCGUUCGGGGACUGGGAUCUGAAGAACGGGUUGCCGGAUUACUCCUUGGACUUCUCCAAGAUCCGCGAGAUGCGCAAGCAAAACAAGAGGGAUAUCUCCCGCGCCAGCCUCGGCAACGAGGAGGACCUCAUCCCCUCCCAACAACACCACCAAUCCCAGGCGCAGGACCACCGUCCUCGUACUCCCUCCGCCGAUCUCCACCGUCCGCACCACCUCCAUCCCCACGACAACUCCCCCACCGGGAGGAAGAAGUUUAUGAGCUACUUCCAUUGCUGUAUAGGAGCAUGAAAUGCUGGCUUCCACAAUUGCUGCAUGGCCUGUAGGAACUGGGGGCGAUCAUGGCCUCCACAGCCUCCAAGUUUUUUGUGUGGUGAUGUAUGUUUGUGGGCGAUUACUACUUAUUCGCUAUACAUGCUUGGAUUGUCUUCAUUCUUAUUUGAGUGCUUGUUGUGCAAAAAAAACGAAGUAUUGUGGGGCUAUGUAUUUGAUCAACCUUGGCACUUUGUUCACUGCUUGUUUAUCGGAUACGCAACAACGUUUUUUUUUUUUUUUUGGUAGGAAGAUACGCAACAACGUUUGACAGCAAGUAGUAGUUCAUAUUGGGAGGUUUGACCGCCCACAAUCCGGUUCGAGAAUGCAACGCCAUCAUUGCAGCUUUCACUUUUUUUACCUGCAUGAGAUGCUCUUUUUCUUUCUAAUCCCUGCUUCAUGGGGUCAUGUUAUGUCAGCUUAGUGGGUGACAAACUCUGGAUUUUGGGAAUAUCCUGUUGUAUAUCUGCAGACAUGAAAUGGUAGGAUUUCCAGUGAA
Molecule: messenger RNA, 1089 nt
Organism: Elaeis guineensis (African oil palm)
Lineage: Eukaryota; Viridiplantae; Streptophyta; Magnoliopsida; Arecales; Arecaceae
Source: RefSeq, a predicted model, not a curated record